This is a messenger RNA of Anopheles coluzzii, 1456 nucleotides long. Its product is annotated as alpha-tocopherol transfer protein-like. Gene Ontology annotation, cellular component: membrane. The transcript is spliced from 5 exons. Gene Ontology annotation, molecular function: phosphatidylinositol bisphosphate binding. The coding region runs from base 91 to 981 and encodes 296 amino acids. Lineage: Eukaryota; Metazoa; Arthropoda; Insecta; Diptera; Culicidae. The record is from RefSeq and is a predicted model, not a curated record.
ACUGAUGAUGACGUUGAUGAUGCUGUUCGUUCGAUCAGUGGUAUAACAUUUGCUCAACAUGUUCCGCCAAACGUUCGAGGUGAACAGUGCAUGACAGUUCCCAGGCUACCACCGUACGCAAUGGACGGCGCGCAAACUAAUGAGCUAACGCAGUGGCCUUUGGUCGAUCGGGAGAGCAUCGAAAAGAUUACACAGUGGCUCACCGCUCAACCGCACCUACCGCAAAUUCAAGAACACGAAAUCGCCCAAUUCCUGCAUGCAAACUAUGGCAACGAAGAAGCAACCCAGCGCACUAUCGAGAACUAUUACACCCUGCGGACCAACUAUCGGGAUUGCUUCACCGACCGGGACGUGUUCAACGAUGCGAUGCAAACGGCACUCAGAAUCAUGAUGUUCACCAUACUGCCAGGAGAAACAAAGGAGGGAUAUAAAAUGGUUUACACACGUUUGCUCACCUCUGAUGCGUCCCACUUCAAUCACCCGCAGAUACUAAAAUUCAUGACCAUGUGUCUCGAUUUGUGGGUGAAGCUGGAAGGCAAUGCAAAGGGGCACAUCAUGCUGAUGGAUAUGCACGGCAUGCACGUUGGCCAUAUGACCAAAAUGAACAUGGCAGCGGUAAAGAAGCACAUGUUCUAUGUACAGGAUGCACUCCCCAUCAGGCUCAAGCAAUUGCACUUCAUAAACGUGGUACCGUUCAUGAACUGGCUAAUGUCGCUCGUCCGACCCCUUUUGCACAAAGAGGUGGAGGAGAUGAUCAACAUGCAUGUAGGCCUGGGCAAACUGCAUGAAGACAUUCCCAUUGAGUGUCUGCCUAAUGAGGUUGGCGGUACUGCUGGAUCAGUGCAGGAGCUGCAUGAUUCGUUCAAGGAGAAACUGUAUGCCAACAGCGAAUGGUUUAAGGCGACGGAAUCCCAAAACUUGGUAGAUGAAACGAAACGGCCUCCAAAGCCGAAAAAAUUCAUGUUCGGGCUUUUUGGGUAAUGUCGCGUUUUUUUGGAGCAUGAACUAAUGUCUUAGCUAGUAUACACCUCCCUCUUUUGGGGAUUAACUGUUGUGGGAAGUAACGAACUAUCAGUACUUUAUAUGGGAAUAUGAACCUAAUCAUGUAAGACAAUUAUUGUGAAACUACAACGGUCGCCAGUCUAUUACAUUCACAGUUUAUAUUGCAUUAGGGUGUGAAUCCUUUGUGAAAUAUGAAUGAUUAUUAUAAGAGGUAUGUAGAAAUUAAUGCAUUGUAGAAAUUGACAGUGAAAGUCUACAUUUAUUACAUCUGUAAUCGCGUUACUAGAGAGAACCAUACGUCAGUGAAAAAAAAAUUCUGGAGAACAUUGUCGAUGUAAAAAUAUCUAAAACAAAAGAAGAAAAAUCAACCUAUUUAGUUUUUUCGACAAACCUCAACUCUCAUCGGAAAUGAUAAAAUAAAAAACGAUAAAACCUUGGUGGUUUUGUAAGACAA